AAAAGCAUGAUGAAGACGGGUCAGGAUGAGGUCGAGCUCUCCUGUGAGUCUCGGGGAUUCCCGUCAGCUCAGGUUAUCUGGAGCGAUGGUCAGAACACAAACCUCACAGAGAUGUCCAACAGCACCACACGCUCUACAGAUGAAGAUCUCAUCCACAUCAUCAGCAAGCUGACGGUGAAACGAGACCUCGUCAAUAACUACACCUGCUCUUUCCUCGUGAAGGGUGAAAUCCGGCAGGCGGCCACCUUUAGCAUCCCAGAUGACAUCCUUCCUCACUGUUGUGCUCAAUACGUGUGGAUUGUCGCCAUGGUCGUUGUGCUUUUAGCCAUUGCCUUCAUCGCUGUCAUUCUGCGUAGGAGAAGAAAUGGUCAGAAAAACAGACGAAAUGAAUCAUCUAAAUGUGCUUUCCUGUUUCCACACUCAUCUUCUGCCACCACUGAUUCUUUACUGACUGUGACCGAGAACACGCCGCAAACAUGUGACAUAAGCUCAGAAGAAACUGCGGAAAAACCUCUAUCUCUGAGGAGCGUGCUUAUACGGGAGUAUUCAGAGCUCGACACAAACACUGAGAUGAAAAGCAGACUUGCUUCAUAUGCACUUCUCAGCAAAGAAGGCCGAUCUCUAAACAUCAGCUCUAUCCUGCCUGAUAAGAAAGAAAUGAUCCUUCUGCUUGGAGAACCAGGCUGCGGGAAAACCAGCGUGGCCCAAAUCCUGUCGUCCUGCUGGGCUGAGAGGACCACAACAGACCCCUUCAACAUCCGCCGGCUCCAUCUGGUUUUCCAGGUGGAUUGUACCCGAGCGAAAGGAGACUUUUUCCAGGUGAUAAAGUCCAGCGUUUCUUACGAAAAACCACUAGACGUGUCUGAGCUCAGAGAGACUCUUCUGGGCUCGACGGACUGUUUGCUCAUCCUGGAUGGAUAUCAAGAGGGAAACAAGGACCUGGAUGAAACACUCGAAUGGUUUCUAACAGAGCGGCAGACGUGCCGGGUGUUAGUCACAUCACAUCCUGGAAAAUGUCCAGCUCUGGAGAAAAACGUCAGGACAGUAUUACAACUUAUUCAGAAACCAGAAAAGUCUGGAUCAUGAAAUCGAAUACAUUUCAUAUUUGCACAGACUAUGGUUUUGCAAUUUCAUCUUGCAAAUUCAGCAAUGCCGGAUGAUGGAUCUACCUUUUGUUUCUUGGGAAUUUUUUAUAAUCUGACUUUUGAUAAAGCAGAGUCAUCUGGCAGGAGAUCAAACCAUUUCGCAAUACUUGAAUUCAGUAGUAUUUUUCAAAGACCAAGUACAGGAAAAGAGAAAUGAGAUCCCAGCUAUUAAGCCUUAUUACUGCAGACACACAAAAAAAUGCGCUCAGAAAUCACUAGUGAUAAUAACAAAGAAACUGCGAGCAACACAUUGUCUUAAAUGUGAAAUUUUGAAGUAGAAAA
Molecule: messenger RNA, 1427 nt
Organism: Sinocyclocheilus grahami
Lineage: Eukaryota; Metazoa; Chordata; Actinopteri; Cypriniformes; Cyprinidae
Exons: 6
Coding region: 7-1086 (359 amino acids)
Biological process (GO): negative regulation of T cell proliferation; cellular response to lipopolysaccharide; positive regulation of T cell proliferation
Cellular component (GO): external side of plasma membrane
Molecular function (GO): ATP hydrolysis activity
Source: RefSeq, a predicted model, not a curated record